Molecule: messenger RNA, 717 nt
Organism: Ornithorhynchus anatinus (platypus)
Lineage: Eukaryota; Metazoa; Chordata; Mammalia; Monotremata; Ornithorhynchidae
Gene: TEX38
Product: testis expressed 38
Exons: 2
Coding region: 104-634 (176 amino acids)
Source: RefSeq, a predicted model, not a curated record
GAUUCCGACACCCCUUCUUUCCCCCGACACAAAACGCCUCCAUCCCCAGGUGGGUCCACGACCCCCCGACACUCCGUCCUGCUCAGACCCUCCCUGGGGAGAAAUGAAUAUACCUGGAAGUGCCGCCCGUCAGCACUCGGCCCACGCGGCCUCGGCCGUGCCAGCCUGGUCGUCCCUGUGCUUCUCGCUCCUGGGCCUGCUGACCUUGGCGACGGGCGGCUGCGUCUUCUUCCUCCACUGGAGGAAGAAAGUGCGGCGGGAGGCGAGGGCCCGGGCCUGGGCGGCGACCAUGCGGGUGGCCACCCUCUCCUACAGCCCGCUCGUGUACUGGAUCAACAAGAGGCAGCGCUACGGGCUGGACGCCAGGCUCGGCGCCCAGCGGCACGGCGGGGGCGGCCGGGCCCGGGGCCCUCGGGAGGGGAGGAGCCCGGCCCCCCGGCCCAGCGCCCCCCACGUGGCACCCCCGUUCACGCCCAUCUUCGAGGAGAUCCCGUCUGCCCCGUCGCUCUGCACCCUCCCUUCCGUGGUGGACCACUCCGUGUCCUUCCCCAUGGACGCCGUCGGCCCCGACAAGGACCCCUGCUUCCAUUCGCUCCCCAACCUGGCUCGGGGGGACUGGCAUCCGCCCCCGUGAAGCCCCUCCGGGAGGGGAUGGGGGCAGGGGCGUGGACUUUGGAGGCAGGUGCUGGGCUGAAAAAUAAAGCCUCCAUCUCCGGC